CUACGACCUCGGUAUAGUCUCAGAAAGUCUUUGAUCCGGCUCUGAGAGAGUUAACAGGACUAUGGCUGACUGCGUCUAGGUACAGGCAGCAGGGCACUGGCCACCACAGAGUUAACAGCGGGUGUUUGUCUAAUGGUGCGUGUCGCUCUAACGGGACUAGGGCUUCCCAGUUACUUAAUACAUUGUUGUCUACCCCUGCCUUCUCUUACGGGUAACGGUUCUUUUUUGUGUUCACACUUGAUCAGAACCUCUCACACUUGAUCAGAACCUCUAAGUCUUAAACGGUUUGGUGUGAGAAGAUUCGUCUCUCAAAAAACCCGUCCCUACCUUUCUUCAAAACGGAUGAAACAUAAUAAUUCAGUGUGAGGAUUCAAUUAUUUGGUGUCUUUUUUAACUUCUAAAGUGCUGUUGCUGUGUGACUACACAUACUGAUUAAUUUCCCAGGACAAGCUGUUUGGAGUGGCAAUGUUCUUAAUGAUGAGGAAGAAAUAAUGAACUCACUCGCUGUAGAGUGACGGUGCCACACACACAACACAGAGCACAAGUCUCUUUCUCCGGGAGGUAGUCAAAACGUUUACCAGGAAGAGCAGAUGUCUCAGAGAAGUGUGAGCGUCCAGUCCGGGGAUGACAACCAUGACGUCAUUCAUGACGACAAUCAUGACGACAACCAUGACGUCACUCUCGCCGACCUGGAAGAGGAUGAGCUGUUCAUGGUCCUGGGUCCGGAUGAAAUCCGAGAGUGGGAGACAAUGAUGAGCCACAGAAAAGAACAGCUACUAAAGAACCAGGAGGACUUCCGCCGCUGGCUGGACGCCAUGACACGUCGCCGGAUGUUUGCCUACAGCCGGAUCCGGAAGUUGGAGAUGGCGAGUCAGGACCGCAGAAAAUUCCUUCUCAAAAUGGCGCACGUCAUCGAGCAUUCGAAAAAACUGGCAGGCGCCCCUAAAGAUUCGGGAAAAAACAACAAUGAUGACAAAAACAACAACAACAGCAAAAGUAACAAUCACAAUAACAACAACGAUAGCAACAACAACGAUAGCAACAACAACACCACCACCAACAACAACAAAACCGCUGAUGGUGUAAGUGAUGGUUCUGCUACGACAGGAAAAAGCGACGAAGACAAAGAACAGACCCUCAGAGCUCAGACCAGGGUGGCACCAUCUGGUAGCUCGGAAGUUCCAAAGCCCGACACCCCCAUGGUGGUUCCUGUCCUCCAAAAGACUGAUGAUCAAAACAUCUCAGUGAACAGCGCGGGGGAUGAGAUUGACCAAACUUCUCAGCAAAAUGGCGUAUCUUCAUGAUGCGGUGGAGGAGUGUUGGGUUGAUUCCAGUAUUGUGGUUCUCUGUAAGUAUAAAGAAGCUAGGUUAACAUCCCUGAGUGGUGUCAUCUUUGUUUUCGGAAAAUGAUGCACUGUAAGAGCGUAUUUCUUAUGUCAAGGCCUCGGAAUUACAAUGUUUUAUCUGACAUUUUUGGCCGUUUUAAGUUCCUUAGACCAUAAGGUCAGAAACCAAAUGUGCUAUGUGCUUUGUCAAAAUCGUACGAUUCUUCUCAGUCGUUAUCAAGAUAUUCGAAGAAACCUCCUUUAUAAAUGCUAAUAAAAAUCCCAAAAUGGGUGGUUUCUACAGAUUUUAAAAUGUUUACAGCUGGGGCAACAUUGCUUUUAAUAGCAAGUCCGACAUGU
Molecule: messenger RNA, 1685 nt
Organism: Aplysia californica (California sea hare)
Lineage: Eukaryota; Metazoa; Mollusca; Gastropoda; Aplysiida; Aplysiidae
Exons: 3
Coding region: 591-1304 (237 amino acids)
Source: RefSeq, a predicted model, not a curated record